AAAUAUACUAAAUUCGCACAUCGUUAUAUGGUCGCAUGUGGAUGUAUCCCAUCUAUCGUAUGUACAUGUGUAUUACAAUUUCACUUUUAUUCGUUAAGAAUUAAACAGACGCAGGUUUAUAUUCUGCAAUAUGCUAGUAUUUUAAUUUUUACGAUAUAUAUGCUUAACUUUAUUUCCAUUAAAGCCAUUCUUUUGUUUGCUUAGCCUAUUGCAGCUAUCUCUGUUUGAUGCCAUC
This is a messenger RNA of Babesia bovis T2Bo, 235 nucleotides long. Its product is annotated as putative integral membrane protein. Lineage: Eukaryota; Apicomplexa; Aconoidasida; Piroplasmida; Babesiidae. The transcript has a single exon. The record is from RefSeq and is a predicted model, not a curated record. The coding region runs from base 28 to 204 and encodes 58 amino acids.